This is a messenger RNA of Arachis ipaensis, 1452 nucleotides long. RefSeq lists its product as uncharacterized. The record is from RefSeq and is a predicted model, not a curated record. Lineage: Eukaryota; Viridiplantae; Streptophyta; Magnoliopsida; Fabales; Fabaceae.
AUGGUUGAAGCUAUGUCUUGGCAUCAUAAUGAACGUGUUAAAGAUGGGUCGUUAAGGCAUCCUGCUGAUGGUGAAUCUUGGAAAGCAUUUGACAGUCGACAUGAAGAUUUUUCAAAGGAGCCUCAUAAUGUGAGACUUGGCUUAGCAAUCGACGGAUUCAAUCUGUUUCAAACUUUGAGUAGUACACAUAGUACAUGGCCUAUUGUUCUGAUGGGAAAUAAUAUUGAUGUCUUUCUUCAACCACUAAUUGAAGAAUUAAAAGAAUUGUGGGAGUUAGGUGUCGAAACAUAUGAUUCCAAAGAGAACAAAACAUUCAACAUGAGAGCAUGUCUUUUAUGGAUAAUUAACAACUUCCCUACGUAUGCUAUGUUAUCUGGGUGGAGUACAAAGGGAAAAUUGGCUUGUCCAUGUUGUAAUGAUGAGACUUCUUCUAUAUAUCUGAAACAUAGCCACAAGACUAUUUAUAUGGAUCAUCGAAUGUUUUUACCCAUGAACCAUCCAUGGAGACAUAAUAAAAGAUCUUUCAAUGGGAAAACUGAACUUAGGGCUCCACCGCAGUUGUUAGACAGAACAACUGUAUUUUAUAUAUUGCAAGGGAUAGAUAAUUCUUUUGGGAAGAAGCAAAGGAGAUCAAAGAAUGGCAUUUUAAAUUGGAAAAAAUGGUCAGUCUUUUUUGAUUUACCAUAUUGGAAGUUCAACAUGUUUAGACACAACCUUAAUGUCAUGCACAUAGAGAAGAAUAUAGUUGAUAGCAUAAUUGGAACGCUUUUGGAUAUUUUUGGAAAGACAAAAGAUCAUGCAGCUGCGCGUUUUGACCUUAAAGACAUGGGUAUCAGGAAAAACCUUCAACCAAGAUAUAUGAGUGAUGGUAAAAGAACUAAGUUAGCAAAGUGUGUUAAAAAAGGGGCAAAAUUACCAGACGGCAGCGCUUCCAAUAUCGCUCGAUGUGUGCAGCAAACAGAAAAGAAGAUUUCUUGUUACAAGACCCAUGAUGCUCAUUUCAUGUUACAUUACUUGUUGCAAGUACCGAUCAAGAGCAUACUCCCUGACCAUGUUGCCAUGGCUUUAGUUCGAUUAUGUUCAUUUUUUCGCCGGAUAUGUCAGAAGGUAAUUAGCAUGGAUGAGGUAGUUAACUUAGAAGCUGAGAUUGUUAAGACAUUAUGCCGAUUGGAGAGGAUUUUUCCUCCAAGCUUUUUUGACAUAAUGGUGCACUUGCUUAUCCAUUUGGCAAUUGAAUUGAGGUUAGGUGGUCCAGUUCAAUAUCGUUGGAUGUACCCUGUUGAACGACAUAUGUGCACACUAAAAUCGUACGUUCGUAACAGAAGUCAUCCAGAAGGAUCUAUUGCUGAAGGAUAUUUGGCGAAUGAGUGUAUUAAUUUUUACUCAAGAUAUUUGAAUGAAGAUGUCCAGACAAGAUUAAACAGAGUCCCUCGAAACAAUGAUGAGCUGUGA